AUGCUGCGAAGCUCCCUUCGAAACUCGGGCAGCCAGCUCCUCAGAGCGAACUGCCACUCCUCAAGAUGCGCCUCUCAGGCCACGAGGUCGUACUCCCUAGCCGCCGCUCGCCGUCCUCUCGCCCUGUCCGCCCAGAAGAGAUAUGCCUCUGCGAUCGCCAAUCCGCCCUCACCCAACGACAGUUUUUUGUCCGGCAACACCGCCAACUACAUCGACGAGAUGUACAUGCAGUGGAGGAGCGAUCCGGAGAGCGUCCACAUCUCAUGGCAGGUGUACUUCAAGAACAUGGAGUCGGGCGAGAUGCCUAUCCAGCAGGCCUUCACGCCGCCUCCCAAUCUUGUGCCUGGUGCCACUGGGGGUGUAGGCGUCGGCAUGGGCGUGGGUCAAGGCGGUGAUGUUACGAACCAUCUCAAGGUCCAGCUCCUGGUGCGCGCGUACCAGGCUCGUGGCCAUCACAAGGCCGACAUCGACCCCCUCCGCAUCCGUCAGGAGGAAGGGUUCACUAAUGUUAAGCCCAAAGAACUGACCCUCGAGCACUAUGAAUUCACCGAAAAGGACCUCGAUCAGGAGUUUAGCCUCGGUCCGGGCAUCUUGCCACGCUUCAAGAAGGAUGGGCGCGAGAAGAUGACCUUGCGCGAGAUCAUCGACGCCUGCGAGCGCAUCUACUGCGGCUCCUACGGUGUCGAGUUCAUUCACAUUCCCGACAGGGCCAAGUGCGACUGGCUGCGACAACGAGUCGAGAUCCCCGAGCCUUUCAAAUACUCCCAUGACGAGAAGCGUCGCAUCCUCGACCGCCUAAUCUGGAGUUCCAGUUUCGAGUCCUUCUUGGCUACCAAAUAUCCCAACGACAAGCGAUUUGGCCUUGAAGGUUGCGAAACACUGGUACCGGGAAUGAAGGCGCUUAUCGACCGGAGCGUCGAUUACGGUGUCAAAGACAUUGUCAUCGGUAUGCCCCAUCGUGGCCGCCUAAACGUGCUCAGCAACGUCGUCCGCAAGCCCAACGAGUCGAUCUUUAGCGAGUUCGCCGGAACAGCUGCUGCCGAGGACGAGGGGUCGGGAGACGUUAAGUAUCAUUUGGGCAUGAACUUCGAGCGUCCCACGCCAUCUGGGAAGCGGGUCCAGCUCUCCCUCGUUGCCAACCCUUCGCAUCUGGAGGCCGAGGACCCGGUCGUGCUUGGCAAGACUCGGGCCAUUCAGCACUACAACAACGACGAGACGACGCACAAAACUGCCAUGGGAGUCUUGCUACACGGUGAUGCUGCCUUUGCCGCUCAAGGUGUCGUCUAUGAAUGUCUUGGUUUCCACUCCCUUCCUGCCUUCUCGACUGGUGGGACUGUCCACUUGGUUGUCAACAACCAGAUCGGUUUCACUACCGAUCCCCGUUUCGCCCGCUCGACUGCCUACUGUACGGAUAUCGCCAAGGCCAUCGACGCCCCUGUAUUCCAUGUCAACGCGGACGACGUUGAAGCUGUCAAUUUUGUCUCCCAGCUCGCUGCUGACUGGCGCGCCGAGUUCCAGUCUGAUGUUGUCAUUGACCUCAUCUGCUACCGGAAGCACGGCCACAAUGAGACUGAUCAGCCUUCGUUCACGCAACCGCUGAUGUACAAGCGCAUCGCCGACCACGAGCCGCAGAUCGACAUUUACACCAACAAGCUACUCAAGGACGGAACUUUUACCAAGUCAGAUAUCGAGGAGCAUAAAAAGUGGGUCUGGACCACGCUGGAAGAGACCUUCACCAAGUCGAAAGACUAUCAGCCAUCCUCGAAGGAAUGGACUACUUCUGCCUGGAACGGCUUCAAGUCGCCCAAGGAGCUGGCGAACGAGGUCCUGCCUCACAACUCAACCAGCGUCGACAAGAAGACACUGGAGCACAUUGGAGAGGUCAUCGGCUCUGCUCCCGAAGACUUCCAUCUCCACCGCAACCUGAAACGUAUCCUCCAGAACAGAACCAAGUCCGUUAUUGACGGCAAGAACAUUGACUGGUCGACGGCUGAAGCUUUAGCAUUUGGUUCUCUCGUGACCGAGGGUCACCAUGUUCGUAUCUCUGGUCAGGAUGUCGAGAGAGGCACUUUCUCACAGCGCCACUCGGUUUUCCAUGAUCAAGAAAACGAAGAGACGUACACCCCACUACAGCACAUCAGCAAGGAGCAAGGCAAGUUUGUCAUCUCCAACUCGUCCCUUAGCGAGUUCGGAGCCCUAGGCUUUGAAUACGGCUACUCGCUCUCCUCUCCAAAUGCUCUGGUCAUGUGGGAGGCUCAGUUCGGUGACUUUGCCAACAACGCUCAAUGUAUCAUUGACCAGUUCAUUGCCUCCGGAGAGGUGAAGUGGAUGCAGCGAACGGGACUGGUCAUGUCACUCCCUCACGGGUAUGACGGACAAGGCCCCGAGCAUUCGUCCGGCCGCAUGGAGCGCUACCUACAGCUAUGCAACGAGGACCCGCGGGUAUUCCCUUCGCCGGAUAAGGCUGAGCGCCAACAUCAAGAUUGCAACAUGCAGAUUGCCUACAUGACUACGCCCGCCAACUUGUUCCACGUUCUUCGUCGCCAAAUGCACAGACAGUUCCGAAAGCCCCUCGUGAUGUUCUUUUCCAAGUCGCUCCUGCGUCAUCCCCUGGCUCGUUCCAGCAUCGAGGACUUCACCGGUCCUGACGCUCACUUCCAGUGGAUAAUACCCGACCCGGAGCACGAGACAGGAGCUCUCAAGUCGCCGGAGGAGAUCGAUCGUGUCAUCCUAUGUUCCGGCCAGGUGUAUGCGGCACUCCACAAGUACCGUGCCGAGAACAAGAUUGACAACGUCGCAAUCACGCGUAUCGAGCAGCUCAAUCCCUUCCCAUGGGAGCAGCUGAAAUCGAACCUUGACAUGUACAAGAACGCCAAGACUGUUGUCUGGUGUCAAGAAGAGCCGCUGAACGCUGGAGCGUGGUCUUUCACCCAGCCGCGCAUCGAAACUCUUCUCAACAACACCCAGCAUCACGACCGCAAGCACGUUAUGUACGCCGGCCGAAACCCAUCAGCAUCCGUGGCUACUGGCCUGAAGGCUACCCACAAGAAGGAAGAGGAGGAGCUGCUGCAGCAUGCAUUCUCUGUAACGCAAGACAAGCUCAAGGGCGAGUGA
Molecule: messenger RNA, 3114 nt
Organism: Anthostomella pinea
Lineage: Eukaryota; Fungi; Ascomycota; Sordariomycetes; Xylariales; Xylariaceae
Source: the annotation of a GenBank genome assembly